AUCCAUGGCAAGAAGGAGCGCGGCAAGGAAUUCCUGCAGCUGAAAGAUACGCGCACUGGCACGUGGGUUCUCUGCAUGCAGACCAGCGCAUUUGACGACAGCUUCAAGAGGGCGCUGGCGUGGGCGACGGACGUGGCUAAAAAAUAUUUCGACGAAG
Messenger RNA from Prorocentrum cordatum, 157 nucleotides. The record is from the annotation of a GenBank genome assembly. Lineage: Eukaryota; Dinophyceae; Prorocentrales; Prorocentraceae.